This is a messenger RNA of Spirometra erinaceieuropaei, 11108 nucleotides long. NCBI's taxonomy places the organism in Eukaryota, Metazoa, Platyhelminthes, Cestoda, Diphyllobothriidea, Diphyllobothriidae. The record is from the annotation of a GenBank genome assembly.
AUGCUUUCUGUAUUCUGGUCAUUGGUGGACCUAACAAAGUCAGCUCUGCCGUUGUUUAUUGUUUUCGGCGGCGCUAUCCCCUACGUACCCCAGUACCUCGAAAUUAAAAGCCUCGAAAAUUCCGAUGGAUUUUCACCCUUUGUCUGUCUUACCCUGCUUGUCGCCAACAUACUCCGCAUGGCAUUUUGGUAGGUACUGAAUACUACUGAAUGUCCCACUUUUUCCUCAUGUUGCUAAUGUUGAACUAACCGGGUUCCGCCUUUUUUGAUCUUACUUUUGCCAGGUUCGGUCACCCUUUUCCCACUCCCUUGCUUGUUCAAGCAACUGUAAUGAUUUUCACAAUGCUGGCAAUGACCUCGGUUUGUGUGCGAUUUCGGGGAAAGCAUCGACGGCGAUCGCGACAUGUGGAUGAUACAGAAACUGAGGUUGAACAUUAUUUCACAGGUAUUUAACACACCUGGCCAUGAAAGGCCCAGAGCCUUCCAUCCACCUCUUACCUGUUGCUCCUUUUUCACGACUUCCUUAUGUAACUAAUAUCUGUACCCUGAUUCCGAGCUUAGUGAAUAGCAUUCUCACUCUCAGCUCUCUCAGCCGCCCCAAGACUUGCGAAGAAUUACAACUUGGGAGUGGGGAUUAGGGUGUAGUGAUUAUUUCAUAACGUGGCCUUAGCGACAACUAUUUUCAGUAAGCGAUCCCCGACUCAUUCUUUUAAUGUCUGACCCGUGUACGUUGCACUCCAUCCGCUGCACUCGCUCCAGUCUUCAUCGUGAUUUUGGCUCGCUAUUGCGGCAUGGUUAAUGUGGGAGGGCAGGGUGAGGUGGACGUUGUGCAAGUUUUCCUUUCUAUAGCGGUGAUACAGGCCCAGCAGCGACGAUAUUUCGGCUAACAGCAAACCGGCAGAUGGAAGCGGCGUGCGUGGACUCAGUUUCGAAAUUGUUACCUUCAGCACACUAUGUAUUACUCCCCAUUGGGUCCACAGAUGCUGCGGUGGGGUGUGCUCGUUUAUGUAAGGACCUCAGCAGACUUGGUUGUGGCAGUGACCGAGAGCUUUGGAAAUGGGCGCCGCCUGUUGGUGAUCGCCCGGUGGCCGACCGAACGUUCUCGUGUCUAUGCAGGAGAUGAAUUUUCGGUCUCAUUGACUGUGCGGAUGAAGUUUACCCUUUUGGUUUUAUCAUUGCGUCCGGGCGAUCUGCAUAUAUUGGGAUUGAGAAUUGCUUCAAGCACGUCUCAACCCGGACCCGGAUGCAAUGGAGACCAGGGCAUUUCUGGGCUCCUGCGGAGUGGUUCCUAAUAUACGUCUUCAUCCUCGGCCAGAAUCAUCGCCAGGGCGGCCUUUUUGUCGUUAGUGAAGAUGUCGAAAUCGCUCUCUGCGUAGUCGACAAAAAGCACUUGUUCUAUAUUUGAUGGCGUUUUACAGUCAUCCACUUCAAAUGACUUUCGUACUCUCCGUAAAACUUUUAUUCUCGAUCUUGGCCGUCUGACGAUUCCGUGAAUCUCCCGCGUGGUUGUGUUGACGGCUACAUAUUACCAACUCGUGCCCCCUUCUGGCUUGGAGCCUCCGAGGCUCACUUGCCCUUCGGCUUUCUCGUCGACCUUCAAAUUGGAGACACACCCUCACGAAUGAAGGCGAAAUUUCGAGUUCCAGGUGUAUGCAUAAGUGAAGGAGAAGAGUCGAGCGGCGAGGCGACGCAUUAUCACAAGUGGCCGCCCACAACUACGAAACGGGUCACGAGUUUGACUUCGCAGCUACCAAAAUAGUCGCUCACGCCGGAAACAAAACAGGCCGAGUAUUGAUUGAAGCCUGGGCCUCGGAUAAGAACUCAGUCAAUCGAUUUAUCGAUCUGGCGCCGACGUACAGAGCCCUUCGUAGUCACCUCCAGUCGUGCGACUUCGGUCGAUGAUUGGGCCUACGUGCCUUAUAACCGCCGCCUAUCCUGUUUCUGCCACUACCUCUGAAGAUGAACUCCUGCACGAGUCUGAAAGCUCAGGAUAAUAAACGAAGUGUUCCGGUGCUCGACUCUUCUUCUUCACUUAUACACACCCUCACCUUUUCAAGGGAUACAGAUGUUCCAGAACGUCAAGCACGGUUUCCCUAGUGCGUAUCGAACCUACUUCUCAUCCGUAAACAUCCUUACCGUUAUGGUCGUUAUGUUUCCGGCCACCUCAAUUGCCGCCGUUCGGUAUGGCAAGAGGAAAAGCAGCAACGCGCGUGGAUCAAAAUGCAAUUUGCAUUUACGUUUGUCUCACCGAGGACUCGGCCGUGUUCGUAACUACUUCUUUCAUAUCAAGGUCUUUGCGGUGGCUCCCACAGUUUUGGCUGCGAGAAAAUACACACUAAUGAUGUUUAACGAUUUCCCGUUCGGCGGCCGUGCACCUCUAAGCCUGUGUGGAUAUUGAGGCUUCUCCAGGACUCGGUCAAGUGGCAGGUAAGUUGUGUGCGUGCCGGUGCCAGAAAACCUAUGUCUGGAGCCCGACCCUUUCCGUCUGUUUCACAAUGAGUUGCGGGUCCGCUUGUGUGUGGCACGCGUAGACGACCUGUUUAGCUUUAUCGGCCACUACGCCCGCGCCCAUCUCCGAUUGUCUUGGUAGGUGCGCAGGAAAAGAAGUCGGUAGCUGCUACAUAAGUCUGCCUGAACAAGUCCGCGCAUAACUCACCGCAUCUAGACCCACCUCGUGGGGCAGUGAUGAGCGUCAUCACUUGUGAUGGUUGAUCUGUCAGACGCAGUUGGUCGGAGAUCACUGAUUACUUUGUGUAAGUACGUUGUCAUUCCACUUCCAUUCUUUUUCCACCACAGACCUCGAUCCGGCCUACUUCUGGCGUUGGACAGAUUUCGGCAGCUACCUUCAGUUCAUCGCCUUUUUCGCCUUCCUGGCAUUCAGCAUCACCUUUUGCUUCCGGACGAGUGCCAUCUACGUGCAAACUCUUGGCUUUGUCGCCCUCCUUACCGAGGCCAUGCUCGGAGUGCCGCAAGUUAUCACCAACUUCCGGAACUCCUCAACCAAGGGAAUGAGGUUGUUCUUGCUGCGGCGUGCUUGAGUAACCACCGCUAGUUUCAACUAAAUGGGGAAGUGACCCUGCGUUCUGACAUCCCCAAAUCACGCAUAGUAGUUAGACCUUGAAAACCUUUCUGAGGACUAAGAUAAGUCGUUAAUCCCCUUCAUUUGCGCCAAUUGUCCUGCUUAUGCUUGCCCGGAACUGAAUGGCUCCGGACGGUCAAGCCGUCGGCAGUCAGCGCUCACGACCGAAACCUGCGACUCACCAUGCUCUCCAGGUCUGACAUAUGUCAACUUUGCCGCUCUCGACGUCGCGACUGUGCGCACCCUCCGUUUGGUCGACUGAGUCGACCAAUUAUCAACGACAGUAACCUUUCUAGGGGGAGACGUCUCAAUUGGUUGUCUUAGUUCCACGCUGUAAACGUCACCUCACAGCUGAGAUCUAAUUUGCCAUGUUCCUGGAGUUCCUGCUUUCCACAAACACUCGGAGGUCGCGUUGCAGAGCAGAAUGGUUUUGAUUGCACUGUCAUAUUCCUAAACCUUUAUUUUGUGAUAAGCCUUGCUGCGAGACCUCACACACCAUCCAGAAACAUUAGAUUUGCUACUCCUGUGCAAGUUGUCUGUCGAGCUUUAUUUAUUUCAGAUACUAUCUUGUCGGUAGCAUGAACAAACCGAGGUAGAUGGCACAAGACUACCUCCAGCGUCUCACCACUCAGGGGAAGGAGGAGGACUACAUGCUUGCACUGUUUGAAGCCGUUGAGUCAUAGAGCAGUUUCCGAAGCCCCAAGUCAUCAUCUUUAUUUCCGGAAUUUAGUGAUUAUGCUAUCACGGACAGAUCGUGUUUUCUCGUCGGCAAGAGGAGGAGCCUCGUCGUCGGGAAGCGUUUUGACAAGUGCAUACCUGUAGUAAACUGGUGAGAAAACACGAUCUAGUCGAACGCCUACCAUGAAGGCGAUGCGUUCAACCUCCACUCAGCAUCCCUAAACCUUUGUUCCAUUUAGCGGAUAAUAUGUCUUAAUUAAAAUCGGGAGUUUCGGCAGUAUACUACCAACCUAGAGGACCCUAGACAGACUGCUCCUAUCAGCCGAGUCGUACGCUACCUAGGGAAACCAAAAACUUGUUAAACGAAGACAGUGACCUGCUGCGGAGUAAGUAUCUCCUCGUUGCGGUUCCCUGGCUAAUGUUUAGACCCCCGCGAGUUUUUUCUGUCCACACACCCCUGGCAGUUUGAAGGUUGUUGCCAACGAUGUCAACCGCGGGAUCUAAAGCAGCGCAGCGAUGGUGACUUGCGCGUGAUUUAGUUUAUAGUGACAGUAGGCUUGCACAGUAUCCACCGCACUCUCUCCUCCCCACCCCCCACCUGGUUCCGGUGUCAAGACAAUGUCAAGAAAACCGGAGGCGGGAGAGGGCGCAGGUGGCUCUGGCACAGCGCAAACUCCCACCGAACUCCUGGUUCACAACGCACACUGACCCAGAAUUUCAAACAAAAGCGGCUCGGGUCCUUAUUAAGAAGGAGCCAUUGCAGUCUGACUCUCAGUCCACUAGUCCGCAACUCUACACACCCCUUGAUACCUAAAAACGGCCUACGAGGACGCCCACAGUAAUCAUUCUCAGUGAACGUCGCUUGUGCCAGGAAAGUAUCGACGCAUUAAUCCUAUGCUCAAUGACACCUCAGCUGGCAAAGCUUCUGUUGAUUAUCAAGACCGACUUACGAACAGCCGUUCUUCUUCACGCUGGGUCUUGGCGGAGUUUAAUUAUUCCCUAAAUCCCGUCAGCAAAAUAAAAACGUUUCUCAGUCAUUUUUUCCGGCUAACUGUUUGAGCAGCAGUGACAGAGACCUCAGUGAGUGCCCAUCUCUUACCAGCGGGCUGACUAGAAGGCCUACCUGUCGAAUUUUGAUCGAACCAGCCGGAGUCGCUGUCUCCGGUGGCGUGGUCAUAUCCUACCGAUAUCGCUUUCGACCGCUGAGCGACUUCUUCGGCACAUUGCCAUAUUAUUUUGCUCACUUUUCCCCACGGAUCUUGUGCACUUUUCCGGUGCACGCAUGCGUAUGUUGUGUGUAAACUUUGCCGAACGCCUGCUAUUUGUCACAAACCUAAUUACCGGACGGACUGGGUCCUAUACCAACCCGUACAUCGCACCAUCUUGCGUCGCACCUGUUGCUCAGUGGUAAAUGUCAGUCGUAAACAUUGCCCUUGGUAGAAAGUUCAGAGUGGGCUGAAAUGUCUAGAAAACAUAAUUCUGUCAUGCCCUAUUGCUGCUGCAAUUUUUAACCAGCUGGAGGGACUCUAACGUCACUCAGACCUUUCACCUUCGCAGCUCUAAGCGACACACGGGAUUCCAGUUUGAAACAAUCCUACCAACUGCGUACACUUUCUGACUGAAUAGUUAGACAUCCAGUGUUAACUCGUCACAACGAAUGUGCUAAAUCUUCAUUUUUGCGCUCCGUUCGCAAGAAGAUGGGUAUUUUUUAAAUCUUGUACACAUCGCACAGGCAUACUUCGAUUUUUAAAGAUUGCAGAUUUUCAUAUAUAUAUUUAAAAAAACACUCGUUUCUAGCCCGUGCUUUGGCCCCCUGAACAGUUUCUCCAAAACAAAUACAGUAGAUGAUCUAACAGAUGAAAUGUGUCGACAUUUACGAAUUGUUGCCACAAUAACGGUUCGACCGUCGUUGCCGACGAUGUCCACUGUGGGCGCCACACUAAGGUGAGGCAGGCACGGUGACUUGUGCGUAAUUUAAUUUAUAGUUGUAGUAGACUUGCAUAGCGUCUACCGCACUCUCCCCUGCUCCCCACCUGGACCCGGUUUCAUGACAUAUUCAAGAAGACCAGAGGUGGGGAAGGGCGCAUCUGAAUGAAAAACUUUAAGGGAAUUACAAGGAAUUUUAAAGAUAAUAUUACGUUGUUUAAAAAUAUCAAAUUUUUCAGAAAAGCGGAGAAUUCCGAGAAUGCCCAAAAUAGUUUUAAUUUAGUAGGCUUUAGUUUUCAAUGUACAGAAAGCCUAUCCAUGCAAAAAACGAUAAAAUAUGACAUCACAAAUAGCAUAAUGUUUGAUAAUAGUCUUUUAGUGAAGUCUACGGUAAGAUCUUAUUUCGUGGCCGCACCUGCCGGGAGUUAUGGUUAGGGGUUAAUGCUAAGCCCUCUAUUACCAUCGGUCCCGUAUUACAGACGGAUGGAGCUUGUCCACUGCAGGUGCGGCUACAUAAUAAGAUCUGACCAAGUUUACAUCCAAAUAUUCUUCAAGAAUUCGUGCAUUCUUAGGUAUGGUGGUUCACCAACAGGCCACAUUUUGAGUAUAGAUAUCAAAACGGUUUCCUUAGAAUUCGUUGCAUUUUCUAAGCUUUCGCAUUGGUGGAGAUGCGGUUCGAUAAGGAAAAAGAUUUUACUUGAUUUUGACCUCAAGGACGUCAUAGGAAUAAAAGUUUUCAUAAGGUCACAGGCUGUCACACCAUUCUGUGACUAAUGAAUCUGAGUAGAUUUGGCGGAAGUUAUCGCAAACAUGCCAUUUAUCCCGUGAACUUCAUUUGCACUUUUUUAUUUGUUCCGGAUUACGGUGAGUUUCAGACCGACCUGGAAAUGUCGCCGAAUACAUCACGCUUUUUGUGUUCUAAAUUGGUUUCCCACAAAGAAAAAGACUGACACUUUUGGCCGUUUCUUUCACGUUGUUAAAAAAAAUACUGAUAAUCUUCUAUCGUCAGCAGAAGAACAUGCCUUUAUCUUUAUAUCGCCUCCGUUUUCGCUAUCUUUGCCUACUUUCGGGCUGCGCUCUGCGACGAUGAAUGCACUUAUGUUUUGCUGAAACUGCUAAUGAUUGGCUCUUUCCAUUCCUAAAUUACGUAUUUGCAGAAACUAGAUCGCACGAAACUAAAAAUGAUCAUUCGGUGGUAGCCAUUCAUGUGACAACCGAUAUAAUUUUCCAGAUGGCAAAACAACUUCUUUCCGUUUAAACGAAGGGUUGCCUGUGUGCAUUGUUACUGCACCUUAGGACACGAAACCGCACAAAUUUGCUAAUUUGACUUUCAGGACUUGAUGAAACGCUGUGUUCUCUAAAAAUAACCUCUGUCAACAAACUGACUCCCACGGUCAGACAAGAAAUCAAUUUUCAAGUGCGGCACUGCUCAGUCUAGGGUGGGUGAAUCUCUUAAAUAAAAACACGCUAAGAUGCACAACCUAAGUCUAGGAUAGGUGUUAGCAUAAGAGCUUGCACGAAUAUAUCGCAUCUUCCAUUUUUGGCUCAAAUUUGUGGGCAUUUUGCCGGAUAAAAUUGCGUAGACACACUUUUGCAUUUGCCUGCAGGGGUUGGCGGAGUGAGCAAAAUGCGCGACGCUUAAGGUGUCCGAAAAUUCACACAUCAAUUUCUGUCAUCGGCUUUCAUGAGAUAGGUCACGCACUGUAUAUCUGACAGAUGGCCGAGAAAUCAUCGCGCCAACAUCCAACACGGGUGAUGGCAUUUCGGUAGUUAACAACUUGCGUGCCGGCCAGCAAGCAAUUAGCGCACCAGCGGGCAACGAUCCUUCAUGAAGGGGAGCGCGGUUAAUUGCUAUAGGUAUGCGGUAGCAUAGCGACUGCAUCCUAUAAAUACUGCAGCUUCCUGUGCACGAGUCACCCUUUUCUGCCACUGUCUCUUAUGAUGGAUUCAAGUGAGAAUCCGAAACGUCAGGCGAAUAAAGACCUUGUUCCAGCGACCGCUUCUUCUUCUUCUUUUUCUUCUUCUUCUUCUUCUUCUUCUUCUUCUUCUUCUUCUGAACAGAUGGUUAUACCGUUCUUCCGACAUAUGUACUAGCCGAAAGCGCAGACAAGUGUUUCGCCGAUGUUUCUGCUGCUACAUAAUGCAGCCGCGAGGUCUUCGGCACCUCGGCGAGUCCCUCAACGCUCUCUGUGCGGUUUCUGGCAUGCGUACUCAAGGGGAAUAAUUUCUGAAAUUAUUGACCACAGGACAUUGCGUUAAGUGUCCUAGAGAUGGACAGAUAAGUGAAAAAUGCGCAAAUUUGUGUGCAUUUUGCUUGACAAAAUUGCGUGAACACACUUCAGGGGUCGGAGGAGUGAGCAAAAUGCGCGACGCUUAAGGUGUCCGAAAAUUCACACAUCAAUUUCCGUCAUCAGGUUUCAUACACUGUACAUUUGACGGAUGGUUAUACCGUUCUCCCACCACAUGUACUAGCUGAAAGCUCAGACAAGUGUUUCUGCUGCUACAUGACGCAGCUGCAAGGUCUUUGGCUCCUCGGUGAGUCCUCCGGCGUGCCCUAUGCGGUUUCUGGCACACGUACUCCAGAGGUUAAUCAGGGAGAUAAUUUCUAAAAUUAUCAACCUCAGGACAUGGAGUUAGGUGUCCGGGAUAUGAAUUUUACGGGUCAGAUCCGAAAUGUCAACGAGAGAGAAAAAUGCGCAACGUUUUAGGCAUCUGAAUAUUCGCGUAUUUGUUUCUGUCAUAGGGUUUCAUGGGUUAGGUCACGCAUUGUACAUCUUUCUUUGUGUCUUUGUGAAGUUCAUAGAAUACUGCCGUAUGUGUGGAUGCCGUUUGUUAGCUUAGAAGUGUUAUUAAUAAACCCAUCUGGAAAGUUCCCACAUAUUCGAAUUUUCAAAUACAAAGUUCACACGAAACAUAAUUUCCUAUAAAAUAAUUGGAAGGAGAGAAAUGUGCACAUCAUUUCUGGCAAAUGUGUUUCAUUUUCCUACAGUACUCAAAGAUCGGUAGAAAAAAGUACCCCACUGGAGUAGUAAUUUUUUCGCGGACGUGAUUUAUGCGUUUUACUGGAAGGUCGCUCAAGCAGCAGCCGGUGUGGUAGCGUGAAAGUAUUUCUCAACUGUUCAGCCAGGGCAAGUAUUUACAGCGUUUGACUUAUUGUAUAGCUGUACUUUGGGCACAACGGAACGAGUGAGUUCCGUAUGAACGAUCGGUCAGCGCCCCCUACCAUUGUAUAUUCCCGAUCGAAAACCGACAGGGCAACGGGCUCGUGGCCCGGUGGGUAGAGGCGUGGACUUCUAAACCAACAGGUCGCUAGUUCGAGGCUCGGGUGUUCCACACUUCGGGCUUGGGUAUGGCUGGCUGACGACGGUUAAUAAGCCAGAAAUGGCCAUUUCAGUCUCCCUUGUCUUUGUUGGUAAUGCCAUUCUGCCUAUAUAUCAUGCGCCGCUGUGCGGCUGCUGGUUGGGCUCGAGAGAGCGCCCUUAAGGCACAACGGAACGAGUGAGUUCCGUAUGAACCAUCGCUGAGCGCCCCCUACCAUUAUAGCUGUACUUAUUUUCUCCUCUGCAUUGCUUUCUCCUCCUAUUUUGCCAUUGAAUGAAAAUAUACGGUUUCGCAUUGCGGACGAAGGCAAGGGAGACCGGAAUGGCCACUUCCGACUUGUUAACCGUCAUUAGCCGUCAUUAGCCAUGGGACACCUGAGGCUCGAUCCUGCGACCUGUUGGUUAGAAGUCUACCGCCUCUAGCCACUGAGCCACGGACUCGUUGCCCUGGCGAUUGCGACCGAGUAUAUACGAUUGUGGCAGUACGCUCACCAAUCGCGCCACGAAACUCACUCGUCCCGCUGUGCCUUAUGGCUCUCUCUCUCGACGAGUUAGUUCCGUAAAAACGAUCAGUGAGCGCCCCUCUACCAUUGUGUAUUGCUGACCACAACCGACAGGACGACGAGCCCGUGGCUCAGUGGUUAGAGGCGUUGGACUUCUAACCAACAAGUCGCGGGGUCGGACCCCAGGUGUUCCACACCUUGGGGUUGGGCAUGGCUGGCUGACGACGGCUAAUAGUCCAGAAAUGGUCCCUCCAGUCUCCGUCGUCUUUGUUGGUAAUGCCAUUCUGCCUAUAUCAUGCGUCGCUGUGCGGCUGCUGGUUGGAUUCGAGUGAGAGAGAGAGAGAAAGCCCUAAGGCACAACGGAAAGAGUGAGUUCCGUAAAAACGAUGAUUGAGCGCCCCCCCUACACCACAUACAAAUCCACCUGCUGUCGAUUAAGAGCUAACGAGAACACCGGAAACCUUAUUCCUUAUGCGCCGAGAAUCAAGAGGAAACCGUAUCGCCAACGGUCAUGUGCACUUUCUGGGUCUCGAUUUGUCAUAAAAACCGUAGCUGAUUCGAUAGAUUGGAGUUGUUGUCGAGUACCAGUCAGGGGAGGAAUCUACCGAAUCAGAAGCGUCAGGAGUCAGGAUUUCGCUCCCCGGUAGUGCUAUUGCCGAAUCUCAGCGAGUUAUUCCCUCAAACCCCUUAGAGGUAAGUUGAGCGCGUAGGGCGCAGAUCGGUAUCAGGGCCGAUUCGCACAUUUACCUGAAGGCUGCAGCAACUAAAUCUCACGUAGUAUUACCGUCGAAAAGUACAGAAAGGUGUUAAAAAAGAUGUCUGUGGGCGGGGCCAUUCCACAAUGAGUCUUUUGAGAUGCCAACACCACACAAUUGGAAGGUAAGUCCGACCGCCUCCUCCGCUGCUCCGACCCAAGGAUCUCAAAAUACCUGUGCUUACCUAGGGCACAGGGCCAAAUAGCUCUGCCUCCCCCCUCCAUUUUCGUACAGUCCAACCUACUCCUUUUUCAAACCACCUAAACCACCGUAGUUUAAAAAAGAAGUAUGCCCUCACCCGCAUACACAAACGUCAUUUGGUGACAGGUUGCCGAGACUGUCUGCUGAAAUUGACUCUCCUUAUCUACGAGACGGUACAUGAGUUCUACUGGGUGGUGCCGCACAAUAUUGGUAGCCUGGAAUCCUCUGGGGGCGGUUUACGGUCAUGCAUUAAUAGCCACAUCGAUCGGGAUGUUACCACCUGAAACGUCUUUUUGGAUGAAUGGAAGGAGACGAGCCAGUCGCCGCUACCAGGGCUGGUUUGUUGCGCAUCUUUACUGUGCAGGGCCUUUUCCUCCUUACCUACAGGUUCUCUCCCUGUUUUUGUUGCACAUGUUGAUAUGCGCGCAGCAAAGGCGGAAUGUCAUUUUCCUCUCAGAAAGUACAUUGUUUUACUCUCUUCUAGCCUGCAAAUGGUAGCACUUUGGACUGUUGGUGACGUCGCCAAAGUAAUCUACUUUUUCAUCUCCUCAUCGCCUGUCCAAUUUAUCGUUUGUGGCGUCCUACAGAUCCUUAUCGACUUGGUGAUUUUCGGCCAGUUCGUCUACUACGAGAUUAUAAAGCAGUGA